AUGCCUCUAUUUAUUCGCGGAUACUCCCAGCGAAGCAGGAGGCAGUCGUCUCUAUUUGCCAUCUACAAGCUGUUCUCUGGAGACUCAGAGCCAACAAUGGACAUCAGCGGCAUCGCAGUGAUAACCGGCGCCGGAUCAGGCAUCGGCAGAGCGUGCGCACGCACAUUCGCAAGAGACGGCGCAAAAGGCCUCGCCCUCCUCGACGUGAAUCAAUCCGGCCUGGCAAUCGUCAAGGCCGAAAUUGAAAAACAGCAACAAGGCAAGCCGCCCUGCCGAAUCGAGAUCUACGCCGUCGACGUCUCGGACGAAAACAGCGUCAACCAAGCCAUCGCCGGAAUAGCCCAAACCUUCAACCGCAUAGACUACGUCGUCAACGCCGCCGGAAUAGCAAUGAAACACCAAGGCGGCGCGGCCUUCGCCGAAACAGCCGACUGGCAACGCAUCGUCAACAUCAACCUGACAGGGACGUUCUUCGUGCUGCGCGCAGCAGCCAAGAUAAUGCUGCAGCAGGAACCGAUCCGGUCGGCCAUCGACGGGCGACCGUUGCAGCGCGGUUCGAUUGUGAAUUUUGGGUCCAUCCAGGGCGUUGUUGGGGUGCCAUUGUCGACGGCUUAUACGGCAACGAAGCAUGGGGUCAUUGGACUUACGCGGACGGCGUCGGAGGAUUACGCUAAGGAUGGACUGCGUAUUAAUGCGAUUUGUCCGGGUUACACGGAGACGCCUAUGACGACUCAGUCGCCGCUUAUUCGGCAGGCGAUGGAGGAGAGGGUGGGUAGUGCUGUGCCCAUGCAGAGGAUGGGGAGGCCGGAGGAGAUCGCGGACGGGGUGGUAUAUUUGGCUGGGGGGAGGAGCUCGUUUGUUACGGGGACGACGCUGUUUGUGGAUGGGGGUUAUACGCAGCGAUGA
Messenger RNA from Monascus purpureus, 906 nucleotides. The record is from the annotation of a GenBank genome assembly. NCBI's taxonomy places the organism in Eukaryota, Fungi, Ascomycota, Eurotiomycetes, Eurotiales, Aspergillaceae.